CGAAACAUUCAUCGAUGUUUUUCUCCAUUUGCUGUCAAAGUUAGAUUCGCCCUUCUUUGAUAAACUGCUGGAAUGAAUAUUUACAAACAAAACAAAGGGAGGUUCUCAGGCACUAUAAAAACGAAUAGAUUUACAGUAACUGUUUUUAGUAAUUGCAGACAUAUUAGUCCAAAAGUGACUGAGCAUAUUUGAUAGAAAAAUGAAAUCCAACCAGCUACCGGAUGUCAUACCAAAGAGUGAAGAACAGUCAAAUAGCUCAGUAGCGUCUUCCACCCAAGCAAAUGAUUCUCCAAAUAAAUACAAAUGUCUGAUUUGUGGUAAACAGUUUGCCAACAAUAGUACUCUAAAAAAACACGUCUUAUUUCAUGAAGACAAACGAGCAUUUAGUUGUGAUAUUUGCGGCAAAAGUUAUAAUUCGAAGGGUCACCUAAGCAGGCAUAUGACUGUCCAUACCGGAGACAAACCGUUCUCGUGCGAUGUGUGUGGCAAAGGAUAUUAUGACAAUCAAUCACUAAAGUUUCACAAAAAUAUUCAUACUGGUGAGCGACCGUACAAAUGCACUGUAUGUGGAAAAGAUUUUUACGCUAAACCGACUUUCGACCGACAUAUGGUCCUUCACACAAACGAGCGUCCUUACAAAUGCACCGUAUGCGGAAAAGAUUUUGUCACGAAUAUUUACUUGUCUAAACACAUGCACACUCACAAACAAGUGGGGUAUGAUGAGAGCAGCCAAGAAUUUGUGGUCAUACCGCCGUUGAAAGAUCACGAAAACAUCCCCAUAGGAGAGCAGUCGUACCAAUGCACAGUAUGUGAAAAAAUCUUUACCACUAAGGCUGAACUAGACGUGCACAUGACCAGAUACACGGAUGAAGAAUAUAAGCAUAGGUGUGAUGUGUGUGGCAAAGGGUUCGUGCAAAAAUCGUGUUUGAACGACCACCUAAACAGUCAUACAGGAAAGCGUCCUUAUCAAUGCGGCGUAUGCGGAAAAGAUUUUGCCACUUACAAUAACCUAGCCCAACACACAUCAAUUCACACGGGUAUUCGGUAUAAAUGCGAUGUUUGUGGCAAAGAAUACUCUAGGAAGUUAAAACUGACGCUACACAAACGAGUUCAUACAACUGAGCAUUCAGUUGAUUCGCUGCAUAUCGAACCGACAGAUCACGAAGGCGUCAUUCCAGCCAAACAGGAGAAUGCAACGAAUGAACCUACAAAACUCGAUGACAAUGAUAGUGUGAAUGAUGACCAUCCACCGUACGGUUCCGGUAGUUGCGAUAAAAUUAAUCCAACUGAGGUGAAAACCGACCAGGUAAUAUCUGCUAAUUCAGUAGCAUCUUCCAGUCGAAAAAAACAUUCUCCAAAUCAACACAGAUGUUUUACCUGUGACAAACAAUUCACCAACAAGAGCGAUCUCUACAAACACGUUGUAUUGCAUGAAGUCGAGCGGCCUUUCAACUGCGAUAUUUGCGGUAAAAGUUAUAUUUCGAAGAGCCACCUAACCAGACAUAUGACCGGUCAUACCGGGGACAAACCGUUCGUGUGUGAUGUAUGUGGCAAAAGAUUUCACGACAAUCAAUCGCUAACGUUUCACAAAAUUAUUCAUACCGGUGAGCGACCGUUCAAAUGCACUGCAUGUGAACAAACGUUUGUCACUAAGCGGGAACUGAACGUACACAUGCCCACCCAUACCGGCGAUUAUAAGUACAAGUGUGAUGUAUGCGGUAAAGGGUUCAUGUUCCAAUCGCGCUUGAAAUAUCACAGAAACAUUCAUUCGGGUGAGCGGCCUUACGAAUGCACAGUUUGCGACAAAGAUUUUGCCACUAAAGCUGGUUUAACCCAACACAUCGCCAUUCACACGAGUCGACAUAAGUGUGAAGUGUGUGGCAAACGGUACUGUAAGACGUCAAGCUUAAAAUUGCAUGAACGUACUCAUACUACGGAACAGUCAAGUAAUUAAGGUUCCUGUUGCAAUACUGCUUCUUAUCUAAUACCCUUGAAAUCAGGAAAAUGACAUGCCUUUUUAUACAACCUGUAUCGGAGUAAGAUGUAUGUGAUGAAUGUCAACAGCGGAGGUCGACACUCAGCAGCUAAAUCAGGCUAAAUCCUGAAACGUCAAACAGUCGCACAACACCGUAUUGCAAUUCAGAUUAUUUAAAACAGUGAUACUGAUGCUAAUUGUCCAGCCUCACUCCUGCAAUAGAGUAAGCUGAACAAGUUAUUUCGAGGGUGAUAAUUUUGUUUCACAGUUAUUUUAUUUGACACGGGUCAACGGAGUCGGAUUAGCAUAAUACGUUUAUAGAAAAUAUAAAAUACGUUAACCGAAUUUCUCUUUAAAAAAUCAAUUUUAUUAGCACUGAAUCUUGCCCAAGCAACAUAUUUUAUCCGCUGUUUUUCAAAGAAAGGCGAAUGAUUCGGUUAGAUUCGGUUAGAUUCGCCGCGAAUCUAACAUUGACAGCAAAUGGAGAAAAACAUCCCGCAUACGCAUGGCUGCCUGACUAAACGCUGCCAGCGGGAAAAAUAUGGCUGGCAGACACUCUGGUGACCGACUGCCUCACCGCUACCAGAUAUACAACUCAAACGAUACAACCGUAUCCACCAGGAUUUUCCCACAUUGAAAUCUUUGACAUUUUCAGCGAAGGUGAGAAAAUGAAAACACUCGGCUAACUUAGAUACUUCUUCUUCUUCUUCCUUUCUGGUUGGCGUCACCUCACUUGAGAUGACGCCGAAUUGAUGGCACAGCAACUAAGGCUAUAUUGCCAGUUAAUUUUCGUUUAUAGUCCAGUGGACUUUCUUUUCACUUGACUACAAGCGAAAAUCUCGCUGUGUGGCUGCGUCGAAUCGUCAAAGUACGGCUGAAAAUCCUUUCUUUCUUGCGAAAUACUCGAAUUUUCCCCGGACUAACACGAUGCAACGUGCUCACCCGUUGAGAGUUUCACCGGAAGUGUAACUUAGAUACGGACGACUAUGUUUUGUCAAAUUGGAUUUGACAAC
Messenger RNA from Malaya genurostris, 2988 nucleotides. Its product is annotated as zinc finger protein 665-like. Gene Ontology annotation, molecular function: RNA polymerase II cis-regulatory region sequence-specific DNA binding; DNA-binding transcription factor activity. Lineage: Eukaryota; Metazoa; Arthropoda; Insecta; Diptera; Culicidae. The coding region runs from base 200 to 1954 and encodes 584 amino acids. Gene Ontology annotation, biological process: regulation of transcription by RNA polymerase II. The transcript is spliced from 3 exons. The record is from RefSeq and is a predicted model, not a curated record.